ACGAAGAGUAGGGCGAGCUGAAUGGAGCUGGAAACAUUGCACGCUUGGAGGGCAGGCGAGGGGUCUGGACCGCAGACGAGGGAAAUGGGGAGAUUGGAUCGGAUGAUGACAGCAGGAUAUCUUAGUCAUACCGGGGCCGAAACCCCUUCUUGCCGACGGAUUGCGUCCUUGAGGGGCGAUGCCGCUAGCAUUCUCUCGCUGGGCGCACCGUUCUUCACAUCGUCAAAAACAACUCUCCCCGCCUUUCCCCGCACUUGAAGCCAUCCAUACACCCUCCAUCUGGUCAUAAGCAAACAAUGUCCGAACGUAAAGAGUCGACGCGCAGUCUCUCAAGAGAUAUUGAAGACUCUGACCAGGAGGACCACGACGAGGGCAGUCCGUCUCAAGCUCCCGGCAAGCCUGGCAGGAAAAAGAAUCCGAACUCGCAGGCAGCCCGGCGAGACCAGAACAGAAUAGCACAACGCGAGUUCCGCCUCAGAAAACAGCAAAGGAUUCGCGACCUUGAAGCUCGUGUGGAGCUCCUCUCAGGUAACCAGGAUGAAGCUCUCACAGACCUUCGUGGUAUUCUCAAAGAUCUUAUGACUGAGAACCACACUCUUCGCGGGCUGCUGAAGAGCGUCGCCGGCUUCAUUGGAGAAGGAGCAGGCGGGCUGCUACCACGCCUCGGAUGGGACAUGGCUGAUUUCAACGCACUCAUCAACAAGACUGAGACUGACACUGCAUGGGAGGCAUUCCAAACUCGUCGCACUCACUUGAAGAAUGGCGCAUCUUCGGCCGAUUCCCCCGCUAACGGUGCAGGCGUCACGUCCUCAAUGGUUGGCCCAUCUCCGCCAGCAACAGGCACAGCAUCCAGUAAUACUGGGUUGAAACGACCAAGUGAGGAUGAUGUUGCACGACAGUCAAAGAAGAGUCGCAGCAUGAGUGACGCCGGAGAUGGAGAUUAUCCUCUCCUAGUCCCACCAAUGAGUGCGGCUGGCAUGUACCCCCCUCCACCUGGACGCUCGCCCGAUAACGGGCUGUUUGGCGACCUGAUGCGCAACACUAGCUCGCCUAUGUUCAUGUCUCAGAAUGGUGGCAACGGCGUGGUUAGCCAGUCGAGUCCGGCUGCAUCGGGUCAGUAUGGGACACCGCCCAAUGGUGCAGGUUACUCGGGGUACAUGCAACCGACAAUGUCUAUCUCCGAGAAUGGCUUGCCUGCGAUGAACAACUACGGGUCAAAGAACAACGGGGUUACCUCUACCUCUCAGCAAGCACCAGCUAGACGAACGUCAAAUGAGGAGCCAGAUGACAAUACAGAAACAUUGCACGAUCCCAAGAAGGUGGAAGCUUGGAAGCUGAUAAUGUAUCACCUUGAGAACUACAUGAGAAACAAUGCCUAUUGCUUACCUUCCUCAUUGCGUCCAACACUUGUACAAAGAACGAUCAACCAUGAAAGCGCCAUUGACAAGAUAUUACAUCCUGAACUCCGCGACCGCAUCAUACUUCUACGAGGGCAGUUUUCGUUACCGGAUUGCAUGUUUGACUACAAAAAAGCGAUCACGGUGCACAGCGACGACGUCCUUGCGCACGCAAACUGGGAAAUCGAUGAAUGGUGGUUACGGAAAUAUGCGUUCCUGGUUGAGAAGAACACGCUUGCUAUCUGCAACAGAUGGCGUGUGGAGCGUAACGAAUCGGAAAUCUCCCUCACAGACCUUGGUGCUCAAGAAGGACCAUCUUAAGUUUUCUUCACUGCUUAUUAUGGGGCGCUCAGUAGAUGCUAGGCCCAAGCCAGUGCCUCCGCGUAAGCCGUUCGCAUGCGCUGAUGCUUGGUAGUUGGACCCCGAACGGUGGGCUAUUGUUGGUCGAUCGUAUGGACCUAGGACUUGGUUUGGACCGUAGGUUCAUCGAAGGAAUUUGAAAAGUUGCUUGAUUAUAAAUGUACAUAGCGCGGGGAUUGCUGCGGUAUAAUGCGUGUUUAUAGUAUACUCUAAGUGUUGUAUGUAUUUGAAAACACUAUUUUACCUGCACGAGCGACAAUGAUUUGGCGCAUGCCCAAGGUGAUGGCCUCUCAAACGAAGGUAGAGCUAGCAAGACCCAUGCCCGCAUUACCACGAAGCCUUCUUCACGCCGGGAAGCUCCCCAUCCAAAGCCUUCAGUCUGAAUUUGUGCCGGCAGAGCCCAAACUCCGAGAUAAUACCCCGGCCACGGCCUGAGUCAGUGCACCGGUUCUUGACGGUCGUCGGGCGUGUGUACUUUCCGAACGUGUUCAGCUGCAGCUGGGCAGAGUGGCGGACCUGCGGGGGCAACGCCGCGUUGCGCGCGACGACGAGGUAGGCGCGACGGACGAGCUCGUUGGCGUUCACGAGGUUGCGCGCCUUGAUGUCCCGCAAGACGCGUGCGGUAGGCAUCUUUGAAUGUGAUUUUCGAUUUAUC
Molecule: messenger RNA, 2412 nt
Organism: Coniophora puteana RWD-64-598 SS2
Lineage: Eukaryota; Fungi; Basidiomycota; Agaricomycetes; Boletales; Coniophoraceae
Exons: 11
Coding region: 297-1718 (473 amino acids)
Biological process (GO): regulation of DNA-templated transcription
Molecular function (GO): DNA-binding transcription factor activity
Source: RefSeq, a predicted model, not a curated record